This is a messenger RNA of Galleria mellonella (greater wax moth), 1206 nucleotides long. RefSeq names its product aldo-keto reductase AKR2E4-like. Gene Ontology annotation, cellular component: cytosol. The record is from RefSeq and is a predicted model, not a curated record. The coding region runs from base 111 to 1148 and encodes 345 amino acids. NCBI's taxonomy places the organism in Eukaryota, Metazoa, Arthropoda, Insecta, Lepidoptera, Pyralidae. Gene Ontology annotation, molecular function: aldose reductase (NADPH) activity. The transcript is spliced from 7 exons.
UCGACACAUGUAUGGCAAUAAACAUUGCGUACCUCGCCCGAUCCCGCUGUCCAUAAUUUUAUUAUGAUUACAGAAUUCACAGAUUCAUUUCAUUUAUUUACAACAAAGCCAUGGAGCUUCGCGGACGUGUCGCGCUACUGCUCAUUUGUCACUGCGUCCAGAUGGCUUCCGCAGUGGACGUCCCGAAAUUGGUACUGAACAAUGAUCGGGAGAUUCCCGCCAUCGCUUUGGGCACCUUUUUGGGAUUUGGCAAAGAAGGCGUAGUGAAAUCAGUAGAUAAAGAACUGCGCGAUGUUGUUAUGAAGGCUAUAGAUCUGGGAUACCGUCAUUUCGACACUGCUUCCGUAUAUGGCACAGAAAAAGAGAUAGGCGAAGCCGUACAGAUGAAGAUUUCUGACGGAGCCAUCACCAGGGAUGACGUGUUUAUCACCACUAAGCUAUGGAACACCCACCACAAGAGGGAGCAAGUGAUGCAAGCGUUAAAGGAAUCUCUGGAAAAUCUCGGCACCAACUAUGUCGAUUUGUAUUUAAUGCAUUGGCCGAUGGGACUGAAUGACGAUUAUUCCCAUUCCGAUGUGGAUUAUAUGGAGACCUGGCGAGGUAUGGAGGACGCCGUGAAGCUUGGACUGGCCAAGUCAAUCGGAUUGUCCAACUUCAAUAAAGAACAAGUGGAGAGAGUGAUCAAAGAAGGGGACAUUAAACCAGCUGUUUUGCAAAUUGAGGUCCAUCUUCAAAUAGUUCAAGCCGAGUUGGUGUCUUACGCCCAGUCUCAAGGUGUAAUCGUUAUGGGCUAUAGCCCAUUUGGAUCUCUUGUGACUAGGUUCGGAGAGACCAAACCCGGUCCGAAGAUCGACGACCCUACCCUGAUGAAGAUAGCCCAGAAGUACGGGAAGACUACUCCACAGGUUGUGCUGAGAUGGCUGGUGGACAGGAAAAUUAUACCUAUCCCGAAGACGGUCAAUCCAAAGAGGCUGAAGGAGAACAUAGAGCUGUUUGAUUUCCACUUGGACGACGACGAGAUCGAGCUCAUCAACGGGUUCGAUCAACACGUCCGUUACACGCUGCCGUCGUUCUGGCAAAAUCACACUUAUUAUCCGUUCGAGAAGGUCGAUAAUCCCAUAGCAGAUCCUUUUGUUAACAAAAUGUAAAAUUCAAUACUUUUAAAAUUUAUUAAACAGAGCCAUCUAUUGGCGAUCUAAGCAGAAA